Messenger RNA from Alternaria postmessia, 1524 nucleotides. RefSeq lists its product as uncharacterized. The transcript is spliced from 2 exons. NCBI's taxonomy places the organism in Eukaryota, Fungi, Ascomycota, Dothideomycetes, Pleosporales, Pleosporaceae. Gene Ontology annotation, biological process: 'de novo' AMP biosynthetic process. The record is from RefSeq and is a predicted model, not a curated record. The coding region runs from base 1 to 1524 and encodes 507 amino acids. Gene Ontology annotation, molecular function: N6-(1,2-dicarboxyethyl)AMP AMP-lyase (fumarate-forming) activity; (S)-2-(5-amino-1-(5-phospho-D-ribosyl)imidazole-4-carboxamido) succinate lyase (fumarate-forming) activity. Gene Ontology annotation, cellular component: cytosol.
AUGGCUACCAACAAUAGCUCCCUGGACAUUCAGUCCCGCAUAUCAGACAUGAAGACCAAAUCUGGCGCCACCAUAUUCGAUGCGUACCAGACUUCCCUUACAGGCCGGUACUGUUCGGCAGAGAUGUCGCAACUGUUCUCGCAGCGCAGCCGACACUCGAUAUGGCGCAAGCUGUGGCUGUUCCUCGCAGAGGCAGAGAAGGAGCUAGGAAUUGAGAACAUCAGUGAUGAGGCGCUCACCCAGAUGAGGGAGCACCUAACCGUUACGGAUGAUGAUUUCGGAGUUGCCAAGGUCGAGGAGAAGAAGAGGAGACACGAUGUUAUGGCGCAUGUACACGCCUUUGGACAAGUUGCUCCUGCCGCAGCAGGUAUCAUCCAUUACGGAGCAACGAGCUGCUAUGUAACGGAUAAUGCCGAACUCAUCCUUAUGCGCGAUGGUCUGGAUCUCCUCAUCCCCAAGCUCGCCAAAGUCAUCUCCAACCUCUCCGCCUUUGCCCUGAAAUGGAAAACCGAGCCUACUCUUGCUUACACCCAUCUCCAGCCCGCUCAGCUCAUCACCGUCGGUAAGCGAGCGGCGCAAUGGGCGCAAGACCUCCUUUUCGAUCUUGAGGCCAUAGAGCUCGUCCGCGAGACCCUACAGUUCCGUGGUGCCCAAGGAACGACCGGCACACAAGCCUCCUUCCUCGAGAUCUUCAACGGCGACAGCAAAAAGUGCGACCAGCUCAACGAGCUGCUCUGCAAAAAGGCCGGAUUCCCCUCCUGCUACGCCAUUUCCACACAGACCUACACUCGCAAGGUCGACCUCAUCAUCGCAAACGCCAUCUGCGGUCUCGGUGCCUCGGCACAAAAGAUCACAGGAGACAUCCGCCACCUAGCCGCGUGGAAGGAACUCGAAGAGCCGUUUGAGAAGGACCAGAUCGGCUCUUCCGCCAUGGCGUACAAGCGCAACCCCAUGCGCUCAGAACGCAUUUACGCGCUCAGCCGUGAGCUCAUGUCCAAGCCAGCCUCGUUCGCAAACACGCUCUCAGACCAAUGGAUGGAGCGUUCCCUCGACGACUCGGCGAUCCGCCGCAUGGACAUCCCCGAGAUGUUCCUCCUUGCCGACGCCAUCUUGCUGUCUCUCGACAACGUAACAUCCGGUCUGGUCGUCUACCCCAAGCGCGUCGACGCACGCGUGCAAGAGGAAUUGCCCUUCAUGAUCACAGAGUCCAUCAUCAUGCGUCUCGUUGCCAAGGGCGAAUCGCGCCAGGAAGCACACGAGCAGAUUCGCGUUCUCUCCCACCAGGCUGGUGCGCAGGUUAAGAACGAGGGCAAAUCAAACGAUUUGGUUGAUCGCAUCAGGAACACAGAGUUCUUCAAGCCUAUCUGGGGUGAGCUCGAUACUAUGCUUGACAGCAAGUUGUACACGGGACGGAGUGAGGAGAUUGUGGAGAAGUUCUGUGGAAAGGGGGGUGUGCUUGAAGGCAAGCUGAAGAAAUACCAGGAUUACAUCGAGGGUGCCAAGGUCAGUGAGCUGAAUGUUUAG